Miniopterus natalensis is the source of this 1910-nucleotide messenger RNA. The record is from RefSeq and is a predicted model, not a curated record. Lineage: Eukaryota; Metazoa; Chordata; Mammalia; Chiroptera; Miniopteridae.
CCCCGCCCAGUACUCAUGGGUUGGCGACACUUUGGCGGUGUGUGGGUGUCACUGGCAUGUGGACAGGCAGCCACCUGCUGGUGCCCUGCCCACUGGGAUCUGUGACCCCAGCUUCCUAAGGCCCAAUGCAGUGCCCUGGGGCAGGGGACUGAGGCCAGACCAGGAGCCUCUGACAAUGUGUAGAAGAAACAGUGGGAGAUAUGGGGCCAAGAAUGGGGUUGGUCUUUCCUAAUUAUGCUACCUUAGUUUCCCUGAGGGGAUGCAGCUCCAGGAGGGAAAGUCUGGAUGACCUAGUUUAUGGGGGGUGGGAACAAGAAUAAAGCCUGGACCAUGGGUAUGGCUGGUCAUCUCCCCCUCUCCUGCAGCUCUUGGGGUGCUGGCAGGGACUUCUGAGUCCUGAUUCUGACAGACUUGGGGGCUGGAGCAGCCUCAGGGUGGAUCCCCUGUUGCCUUGCCCUCUGGGGUCUCUGGGAAUGGGAGCCAGGAGUUCUGGCACCAACUUUGUAGAGGGGGCGGGACCAAACGCAGUUGGGCCCCUCCCUGGAUCAGGGCCUCAAAUACCCUGCCUAGUCACCAGAGCUGUUACCAGACCAAGCCCUGGAGUCUGGUACCACGGACACAUUCCCAGCCUGGAUCUCAGACCCUUACCUGGGCCCAGAUUCGGAGUCUCUGACACGGCCCCAUCCACAUCUCAGACCGCUCGCUCCGCGCAAUGGGAGGGCCCCAGGCCCUACUGGCUGCGCUCUGGGCUCUGGGGGCCGCCGGGGCAGCAGCGCUGCGCAUUGGAGCCUUCAAUAUCCAGAGUUUCGGCGACAGCAAAGUGUUGGACUCAGCUUGUGGCAGCGUCAUCGCACAAAUCCUGGCUGGCUAUGACAUCACGCUCGUGCAGGAAGUGCGAGACCCGGACCUGAGCGCAGUGACUGCGCUCAUGGAGCAGAUCAACAGCAUGUCCAGAAACGAGUACAGCUUUGUGAGCAGUGAGCCCCUGGGGCGGGAUCAGUACAAGGAAAUGUACUUGUUCGUUUACAGGAAGGAUGCAGUGUCCGUCGUAGACACGUACCAGUACCCGGACCCGCAGGACAUUUUCAGUCGCGAACCUUUCGUGGUCAAAUUUUCAGCCCCCAACUCCGGUGAGGCCCCGCCCCACCAGGCCCCACCUAUCUUACAGGCCCCACCCCGCCUUUGACACCCACCCUCUCCCGCAGCUGCUAAGGAGUUUGUGCUGGUUCCACUGCAUGCCGCGCCGCACGACGCAGUAGCGGAGAUCGACGCUCUCUACGACGUGUACCUGGACGUGAUCGACAAGUGGGGCACUGACGACAUGCUGUUCCUGGGUGACUUCAACGCAGAUUGCAGCUACGUCCGGGAGCAGGACUGGGCGGAUAUCCGCCUGCGCAGCAGCGAGGUGUUCAAAUGGCUCAUCCCAGACAGUGCUGACACCACGGUGGGCAACUCAGACUGUGCCUACGACCGUAUUGUUGUCUGCGGCGCCCACCUGCGCAGGAGCCUGAAGCCCCAGUCGGCCGUGGUGCACAACUUCCAGGAGGUAUUUGGCCUCGACCAGACCCAGGCCCUUGCCAUCAGUGACCAUUUUCCUGUGGAAGUGACCCUCAAGUCCCACUGACAGUUCCAAGCACUGGCCAUGAAGAACAGCUCUACAGGGCUCCUUCAGGGUGGCUGGCUUACUCCCAGCAAGACUGCAGGGCAGGGUCAACUGGGCUUGAACAAGUGGCCAUUGACAUGUUACAGAACACCCAGAGCCUGUUGCCUAUCUGUAAAAUGGCCUACCAUUACCUACCUCACAGGGGUGUGAAGAGCACCCCAGAGUGCUGGGUGUGGCUCUGCUAAAUAAACGGGAGUGCUCAGCCAGGACCACAAACAGGUCAGCUUGGGAGGCCUCCAUGACUUUU